CCGCCGCCGCCGCUGCCGCCGCCGCCGCCGCGCCGGGGCUCGCCGCGCCCCGCCCCAGCCCGGCCCCGGCCCGCGGCCGCGCCGCCGCCGGGGCAGCGGGGCGCCGCGAAAACGCGCCGCGGCGCCGCGUGUCCCUCGGGCCGCGCCGUAGCCGGCCGGCGCCGCUGGGGCUGCUGGGAAGUGUAGGCGGAAGCGGCGGGCGGGCGGGCGGGCGGCCGGCGGCGGGGAGCGGUGGCCUGGCGCCAUGGCCCUCCAGCCUGGUGCCAUGGAUGUGCUGCAUACCACUGGUAUCCGCUUCGCGGAGGUGCUGCAGUCGGGGCCGCCCUGGCUGGAGAAGUUCUGGCUCUCGGUGACCUCCCUGGCUGAUCCCAAAAGCAUCUUCACCGUCUGUUUCCCUCUCGCCUAUUUUCUCGACCGCAAGGUGGGGGUGUCGGUGCUGUGGAUUGGCCUGGUCUCCGAGUGGCUCAACGUGGUCUUCAAAUGGUUCUUAUUUGGGGAGCGCCCGUUCUGGUGGGUCCAUGAGUCGAGGCUCUUCAAGGAGCAGCCGGUCUCAGUGCGCCAGUUCCCCGUCUCCUGUGAAACGGGACCAGGCAGCCCCUCCGGCCACUGCAUGAUCACGGGGGCAGCGCUGUGGCCGCUCGUGACCGCCCUGACGGCGCUGGCUUCCAGGCACUCCAGGAGCGCGGUGGUGAAGCUGACCCCCUUCGCCGCCUACGCUCUCCUGCUGCUGGCUGUGGGGCUCUCGCGGGUCUUCGUCCUCGCUCACUUUCCCCAUCAGGUGGUCGGCGGCAUCCUGGCGGGGGCAGCCCUGGGCUGGGGCCUGCACGCUCGCGCACCGGCCGCGCGCCCGCUGGGCUUCUUCGUCCGCACCUCGCUGGGGCUGCUGCUGAGCGCCGUCGCCGUGCACCGGCUCAUGAUCGCCGCCGGCGUCGACAUCGACUGGUCCAUCCGCCUGGCCACCAAGUGGUGCGCGGACCCCGCCUGGCUCCGCUUCGACACGCGGCCCUUCACGUCCGUGUGCCGCGACGCCGGCAGCGCCCUGGGGCUGGGGCUGGCCGCCGGCUCCCCCCCGGCGCCCCGCCAGCGCCUCGGCCGCCGGCAGCGGGCGGCCUGCGCGGUGCUGGCCGUGGCGGCCGUGCAGGUGCUGCACCGCGGCCUCCGGCGGCCCGAGCACGCGGCCCUGUGGUACGGCGCCAGCUUCCUCGAGUACGCCGCGGGGCCCUGGCUCGUGGCCGCGCUGGUGCCCCGGCUCGUCCUUGCCCUCGCCGGCCCCCGCGGCUCCCCGCACGCCGAGUAGCCGCCCCGGCGCGGCUGCUCCCUCCUGGUUUUGCCCUCCGCUGCGCCCAUCACGGCGGCUCCGGGCCGGGAGCAUCCGCAUCCCCCCCUCUCCGUUUUGGGGACAGAAAGCCAGUUUUUAACCGGCGCUGCGCUCUCUCUGCUCCGCUGGCUGAUCCCCCCCCACCCCCUCGUGCCUCGGGGAAACUGAGGCACACGGGGAGCCCCCAAACGCAGAGCAGCGGUGCCGCCGGGUAUUGCCAGAAACGGUUUUAUUUAUACAAGGACGAACAUCGGUAACAUGUUACAAAAUACUCAACUGAAAACCAUAUCGAGAGCGCGCGAGCGGGCGGGCGGAAAAGAAACCGAGGCAGGGCUGGCGGCGGGGGGGGGCCGAGCCCGCACGAGGCGGCCCCCGCACUGGGCUCUCCGUCUCUGCGAGGGUCGUUCCUGCCUCCUGCGCCGGGGGUGGGGGGACACGGCGGAGACCCCCUGCUUUGGGGCAGCCCCACAGGUCCCCGCCGGGAUCCCCCAGCCCCGGGUUUGAAUCCCAGGGCCGGAGGGUCCCCAUCCCCAUCCCCGGUCCCCCAAAAUCCCGCCGGGGUCUCCCCCGGGAGGUGAUGGCAGGGGGCAGGGGGGCAAGCACUGCCACCACCGCGGCUGUCCCCAAGUUGGGGACGUCGCACGGGGACAGUGCCGCCUCCCCGCUAAUAGGGAUGGGGGCGACUGGGGAGGGAGGGAGCCGCUUCCCAAAACACCCCAGAAUAACUUAAACCGCAAAGCACCGUUUCCAUCCUCGCCCCCCCCAACCCCCUGCCUGCCCCGAGGACCAGCGACCGGUGCAAUCCAUUAAAAAAAUACUAUUAAAUAAUACAUCUGUAAUAAAAUUAUAUACCUUU
This is a messenger RNA of Dromaius novaehollandiae (emu), 2174 nucleotides long. RefSeq names its product glucose-6-phosphatase catalytic subunit 3 (gene G6PC3). Gene Ontology annotation, cellular component: membrane. Gene Ontology annotation, biological process: glucose 6-phosphate metabolic process; gluconeogenesis. Gene Ontology annotation, molecular function: glucose-6-phosphatase activity. The record is from RefSeq and is a predicted model, not a curated record. Bases 245 to 1297 code for a protein of 350 amino acids. NCBI's taxonomy places the organism in Eukaryota, Metazoa, Chordata, Aves, Casuariiformes, Dromaiidae. The transcript has 7 exons.